UCUUGACCGCCAUGACCUCCCAACCGGUACCGCCCUUGCUGGGUGACGGGAAGGGGACAUACCGAAUCCUUGUCGUGGGGAACUCAGGGAGCGGCAAGACAACGCUGUCGCGCAGGCUCUCUACCCUCCUCGGUGUAAAGCACCUAGCCAUGGACGCCUUAUGGUGGAAGCCUGGCUGGCAGACGUCCACGCGCGAGGAAUUUCAAGAUGAAUUGCGCAAGUUCUUCAAAGCGAACGAAGAGCGUGGCUGGAUCAUAGAUGGCAACUUCACCUCUCAAAGCGGAGGUCUCCCUCGGGCUGAGGCUACGGACGUGAUCUGGCUCGAUCCGCCACUUGCUCUCUACUUCCCUCGCCUAUUGAUACGGACUGUGCAGCGGCUGCUGGGCGUCGUGGAGCCAUGCAGCGAAGGUUGCAACGAAACCUGGAGCGAGGCAUUCUUUUCCGAGAACAGUGUUUUGCGUUGGUGCCUUUCGCAGCACUGGAUUCUUCGAGAGCGGGAGACAAACAACCUGCGACUCACCGGUGCUGAAAAUGGCACGGACGCGCACAACCGGAAGAUGAGGAGGCUGGGAGGUUGGGGUGGCGAGCAAGUAGCCUGGCUCAAGGCCGUGGAGGAGCUCGUCAAGGUUGCAUAACUAAUGAUAGUCCAUAGUUCUACAGCAUCAUUGAAUGGAUCAAAAUUCGUCUGCACAACGACAGUCGCAAUCUGCAACAGGGCACAGGCCGUGUGACC
Schizophyllum commune H4-8 is the source of this 733-nucleotide messenger RNA. RefSeq lists its product as uncharacterized. The transcript has 5 exons. The record is from RefSeq and is a predicted model, not a curated record. NCBI's taxonomy places the organism in Eukaryota, Fungi, Basidiomycota, Agaricomycetes, Agaricales, Schizophyllaceae. The coding region runs from base 12 to 635 and encodes 207 amino acids.